GUGCGGGCGAUCGGGCCGAGUUCCUGGAAGUUUCCUGCCUCGCGGCCCGCGCCCGGCUCCGAGCGUCGCUGCCCAGGCUCUCGCCGCCCCGCGGGGCCCCCUUCGCCCCCGCCGACAUGGAGCAGCCGCCGGCGCCCAAGAGUAAACUAAAAAAGCUGAGUGAAGACAGUUUGACUAAGCAGCCUGAAGAAGUGUUUGAUGUAUUGGAGAAGCUUGGAGAAGGGUCUUAUGGAAGUGUAUUUAAAGCAAUCCAUAAGGAAUCUGGACAAGUUGUGGCAAUUAAGCAAGUACCUGUUGAGUCAGAUCUUCAAGAAAUAAUCAAAGAAAUUUCUAUCAUGCAGCAGUGUGACAGCCCGUACGUUGUGAAGUACUAUGGAAGCUACUUCAAGAACACAGACCUCUGGAUUGUCAUGGAGUAUUGUGGUGCUGGCUCCGUCUCUGACAUAAUUCGGUUACGAAACAAGACGUUAACCGAAGACGAGAUCGCAACAAUCCUGAAAUCUACAUUGAAGGGGCUGGAGUAUCUGCACUUUAUGAGAAAAAUCCACAGGGAUAUCAAGGCUGGGAAUAUCCUCCUCAACACAGAAGGACAUGCGAAGCUGGCAGAUUUUGGUGUGGCUGGCCAACUCACGGACACGAUGGCAAAACGCAACACUGUGAUUGGAACCCCAUUCUGGAUGGCUCCUGAAGUUAUCCAGGAGAUCGGCUAUAACUGCGUGGCAGACAUCUGGUCCCUGGGCAUCACCUCUAUAGAAAUGGCUGAAGGGAAACCUCCAUAUGCGGAUAUCCAUCCCAUGAGGGCGAUUUUUAUGAUUCCCACCAAUCCACCGCCAACAUUCAGGAAGCCAGAACUUUGGUCUGAUGACUUCACCGAUUUUGUUAAGAAGUGCCUGGUGAAGAAUCCUGAGCAAAGAGCUACUGCCACGCAACUUUUACAGCAUCCCUUCAUCAAGAAUGCAAAGCCGGUGUCGAUUCUAAGAGACCUGAUAACAGAAGCCAUGGAGAUCAAAGCCAAAAGGCACGAGGAACAGCAGCGAGAGCUGGAAGAGGAGGAAGAGAAUUCGGAUGAAGACGAGCUGGACUCACACACCAUGGUGAAGAGCAGCUCGGAGAGCGUGGGCACCAUGCGGGCCACCAGCACCCUGAGUGAGGGAGCGCAGACCAUGAUCGAGCAUGGUGGCAGCGUGCUGGAGUCAGACCUGGGCACAAUGGUCAUCAACAGCGAAGGCGAGGGCGAGGGCGAUGACGACGGCACCAUGAAAAGAAAUGCAACUUCACCACAAGCGCCAAGGCCAGCCUUUAUGGACUACUUUGAUAAACAGGAUUUCAAGAACAAGAGCCGCAACAGCUGCUGCCAGAAUGUGCACGACCCUUUCCCCAUGUCCAAAAACGUGUUUCCUGAGAACUGGAAAGUGCCACAGGAUGGAGACUUUGACUUUUUGAAAAACCUCAGCCUGGAAGAGCUGCAGAUGCGGCUGAAAGCGCUGGACCCCAUGAUGGAGCGUGAGAUCGAGGAGCUCCGGCAGAGGUACACGGCCAAGAGGCAGCCCAUCCUUGACGCCAUGGAUGCCAAGAAGAGGCGGCAGCAGAACUUCUGAGCUGCGGCUCGCCUGACUCCUAUGCGCUGCUGGGGCUCAGGGCAAUGAUAGGAUUCGAACUCAAAGCAAUGAUAGUUAUUUUUCCAUCCCUUCUGUCUAUGCUCGCCCCAACUAGGUAUCGACCCAAACUAGUGAUGGUACCUACCCAGGUCAGUGCUCAAAAAGCUCCUGCACCACCUGCCCUUGAAACCAUGUACAUGAAAACCAUGUACAAAUUUGGCCAUGUUUAGAGCCUCUUCAAACCCAGGACUAUUGAUUGAGGCACUUUACUGACAAUAUUCUUCGUUGUUGUCUAGUGGCCUAUUUAUUAUAGCCCCUUAGGUAAAUAAACUUAUUUAUUUAUGCUAUUCCACUUCCUUUUGCUUGGUUAAGGACAAGGUCAGGAUCAGUUUGGUGAUGAGAUGGUCAUAGAUGAUCGCAUACAAUCAAAACGAUGCUUUAAGCAUGGGUCUAAGGGGCACAUUUCCUUGAUUUCUAGGGUCAUUUUUUCAAUAGAUUUAAGCAAUAAUAGCUACCAUACCUAAUGGGACCUUUUAUAUUUGUUUGUUUUUUGGACUGAAGCAGUAAUUCCAUUUUUACCUUCGGAAAGAUUAAUUUUUUAAAAAUUGUCUAUGUUUGGUACAAAUAGAGCUAUAUAUUUAGGUCAAAAAAAAAGCUAUGAUGUUUAAAACCAAAGAAAUCACCGAAAACCUUGCACAAAAAAAGUGUGGAAAAAGUUUAAAAGAAAUAAAACCUUAAAACAUAUAA
Suncus etruscus (white-toothed pygmy shrew) is the source of this 2345-nucleotide messenger RNA. RefSeq names its product serine/threonine kinase 3 (gene STK3). Gene Ontology annotation, molecular function: ATP binding; protein serine/threonine kinase activity. Gene Ontology annotation, biological process: intracellular signal transduction; protein phosphorylation; regulation of MAPK cascade. The transcript has 11 exons. Gene Ontology annotation, cellular component: cytoplasm. Lineage: Eukaryota; Metazoa; Chordata; Mammalia; Eulipotyphla; Soricidae. The record is from RefSeq and is a predicted model, not a curated record. Bases 117 to 1598 code for a protein of 493 amino acids.